This is a messenger RNA of Hansenula ciferrii, 1257 nucleotides long. RefSeq lists its product as uncharacterized. The transcript has a single exon. The coding region runs from base 1 to 1257 and encodes 418 amino acids. The record is from RefSeq and is a predicted model, not a curated record. Lineage: Eukaryota; Fungi; Ascomycota; Saccharomycetes; Phaffomycetales; Wickerhamomycetaceae.
AUGAUGGAUAUCAAAUCAGGAAUCACUGAUGAUGUUUUUCAUCCAUCUCUAGAUACACCAAAGGAAUCAGAUGAUAAUGUUCAGCAUACACCAAAAAAGUUAGAUGAUUUACCUGCUGAUGUGUUAUAUGAGCUUUGCAAUUACUUAGACCCAAUUAACUUAAUGAAAACCAAUAGGUAUCUAUGUGAUGUAUUUGCGCCAUAUUAUUAUGAUAAAAUAUACUUAUUUCUUGUUCUUACAAAAACUGAUUCAGAGAGGAAAAUGGAUAUGCGUCAUUUACAAGUUGGGGCUGAAGUUGUCUAUGAUCACAAAGGCGUUAAACAGUCACUAGCCGAGAGAAUUAUGAAAAGAACGUUAUAUGAUUAUGAAGUUUUAGAUACAGGUGUUGAUAAUGAAUAUUUGAAAACUGCAGAUGAACAUUUAACUCCAAGGUUUUCAAGAUUAAAACUUAAACGAAAAACUAUUAUACCAAGUGUUAUUUAUAAAUACGAUCAAAUAAUUUGUAUAUUGGAACAUGUCAUUAAAAACCCAAAUUCUAGACUACGAAGAUAUAUCAGAAAAAUAAUGGUUAAUGUUGCAAUUUUUGAUGGUUUCCCAGAAUUAAUAACAAAUGAAGGCUGUUCGAUUCAACAAAAAAUUGAAGAAUUGAGGAUUGAGAAUAGAUCAGAAGUCUUGAUCACAGAUCAAAUCUCAAACACUAUGGAUAUUACCAUUCAACCCAAAGUAUGUAGAUGUCAUACACCAUUGACCACAAUGCCUUUCGAAACUUUUGAAAGCAAAGACAAAUCAACUGAGUAUCAAUAUACUCCAUACUGGAGAGAACAGAUCCUUGUUGGUGCUUUAUAUCACUAUUAUUACAACAAUUGGAGAAUUGGUAUCUUGCAAGAAAAUACACAAGAGAGAUUCGAAAAAGUGAAUGCGUUUUCGAUAUUAAAAAUUAAAAUGACAUAUAUUUAUAGAGUUUCAAACUUGAAGGAAAAAGAAAAAUUAAAAGAUGAACACGCAACCCAUAUCCAAGGAUGUGUAAGGUUAGAAAACAAAUCAUUUGUUACUAAAAAUACAGUUGAAACUUUAUUGGAAGAUUUGAUAGAUCUAAUGGGAUCAAAUUCUAUUUGUGGUAAUAUGGAUUGUUCACUAAUAUUAAGUGGUAUUUUAGAUUACAAAAUGGGAUUUACAAAUCCAAAGGCAUUAUCUAUAGAUUUAGGAAUAUUGAAACCAACAUUCAUAAUGAUCAAUAGAAAGCCAAAUACAAACUAA